AUGGCGGAUGGGGGCCUGGGGCCUGUAUGCCCCGAAGCCAUUGUGUGCAGGACUGGGCCCUGGGCCACUCCCGGGGAGGCUGAGCUCCUCGUGGUCUUCGGCUUGGCACAGAGGAGGCUGGCCACCGGCCACUUCUCCUACACACCCGACCCCCAGCUUCUGUCGGCUGAGCCCAGCAUGGGCUUCCGAGGGGGGGGUCGGGUGAUCCGGGUGACGGGGACCAACCUGGACGUGGUGCAGAGGCCUCUGUUGUCCGUGUGGCUGGAAGAGGCCCCUGCUGGGCCCCAGCGGCUAGACCCCCAGCAAGUAGCCGAGCAUCAUCGCUGUGAGAAUGGGGGGGCCCCCCAGGCUGCCCAGAACACUACGGCCUGGCAGACCUGCUCUUGGCUGGAGGCGGGGCUUCUGGAGUGCUCCACGGCCUGCUCAGCCAACUCCUCUGGCCUGCUCCUGUGCCCGAGUCCUGCGCUCCCCGGGCUCGCCCGCCUCAGACGGAUGUUCUUCACCCUGGACAAUAUCCGAGUGGACUUCGUCAACGCCAGUGGUGGGCAAGACUUCCUCUACCAGCCUGACCCCCGGCUCCAUCCACUCAGUCGCGACAGGCCUGCCCACCCGUACCGCCUGAAGCCUGGCAAUGUCCUGGACGUGGAGGGUGAGGGGCUGAACUUGGGGAUCAGCAAGGAAGAGGUCCAGGUGCAGAUCGGGAAAGGCGAGUGCGUGGUGAAGACCUUGACGCUGACGCACUUAUACUGCGAGCCUCCCAUGUGGCCUCCCCUGCCCCUGAACAGCUCCAGCGCCCUGCCCGAGUUCAUAGUGCAGAUGGGGAACCUUCGGCUGAACCUGGGCCCAGUGAAGUACGAGGUGGAGGCCAGCCUGCCCAGCUUCCCCACUGAGGCCCAGAUCGGGCUGGGGGUGGGAGUCUCGGUGCUCACCUCCAUGGUCCUCCUCCUCAUCCUCAUGUACCGGCGGAAGAGCAAACAGGCGAUGAGGGACUACAAGAAGGUCCUCGUGCAGCUAGAAAACUUGGAGAUCAGCGUCGGGGACCAGUGCCGCAAGGAGUUCACAG
Molecule: messenger RNA, 1063 nt
Organism: Gracilinanus agilis (Agile Gracile Mouse Opossum)
Lineage: Eukaryota; Metazoa; Chordata; Mammalia; Didelphimorphia; Didelphidae
Product: plexin-B3-like
Exons: 7
Biological process (GO): positive regulation of axonogenesis; negative regulation of cell migration; negative regulation of cell adhesion
Cellular component (GO): semaphorin receptor complex
Molecular function (GO): semaphorin receptor activity
Source: RefSeq, a predicted model, not a curated record